AUGAAGUGGAGCGUGCGGGGAGCCUGCGCCGCGCUCUCCAGCUGCCUCCUGCUCGCCUGCGCCCUCAGCGCCGCCGCCGUGGGCCUCAAGUGCUUCUCGCUGGGCUCGGAGCUCAAGGGCGAGCCGUUCCGCCUGGGCACCGCCGCCGGCGCCUUCUACUCGGGGCUGCUGCUGGCCGCCGGCCUCUCGCUGCUCGCCGCCGCGCUGCUCUGCUGCCGCCCGCCCGACGAGGCGCCCGCGGCGGCGGCACCGGCCGGCGGCGGACCCGGCGGAGCCCCCGGCGGAGCCCCCGGCGGGGGGGAGGCGGCAUCGGCAUCGGCUGCAGCAUCGGCAUCGGCGUCGGCAUCGGCAUCGGCAUCGGCGGCGGCGGCCGCCCCGUCGGGGCCGGGGGAGAAGGCGUCGCCCGGGGGGCGGCAGAACUUCCUGCUGCUGGGGGUGCUGGUGUUCAUGCUGGGCGUGCUGAGCGCCUUCGCCGGCGCCGUCAUCGACGGCGACACCGUGUCGCUGGUGGAGAGGAAGUACUCGCACUACUGCCUGCUGCAGCCCGGCGGCGCGGCCCGCCCGCGGAGCGGCCCCGCGGCCCCCGACGGCUCGGCGGCAGCGCUCCGCUGCCAGAAGCUGCGGGACUACCAGCGCGGCUUGGUGCUCUCCACCGUCUUCAACGCGCUGGAGUGCCUGCUGGGCCUGCUCAACCUGCUCCUCGUCAAGAACUACAAGGCCUCGCAGCAGCGCGGGCGGCGGCGGCGGCGGCGGAGAGCGGCCCCGGCGGCGGCGGCGGCGGCGGGCGGGCGGCGGCGGCGAAGACGGGGCGGCGGCGGCGGGCGGCGGGCGCCGCGCCACAGCCAGGGCUCCCUGUUCUCCGGCGGCGAGCCCGAGCUCACCCCCGGGGACUGCCCCUUCCAGGCCGUCUCCUACAUCAACGUGGGCGUCUUCCACGUCUUCGACGAGGCCGGCGUGGAGGUGCACUGCGGCGGGCACCCGUCCGUCGAGCUGCCCGGCUACUCGCCCAUGGAUCCCGAGCUGAACGCCUCCUACCCGUACUGCUACCCGCUGCCCAGCGAGCAGCCCCCCGCCUACGAGGAGAUCUACCCCGGGGAGCCCUGCGCCCACGGCACCUAG
This is a messenger RNA of Cygnus atratus (black swan), 1119 nucleotides long. RefSeq names its product transmembrane protein 271 (gene TMEM271). The transcript has a single exon. Lineage: Eukaryota; Metazoa; Chordata; Aves; Anseriformes; Anatidae. The coding region runs from base 1 to 1119 and encodes 372 amino acids. The record is from RefSeq and is a predicted model, not a curated record.